AUGAAUAUUGUUGAAUGGGCAUUCGGCAAGCGCAUGACGCCUGCGGAGCGUCUGCGCAAACACCAACGUGCCUUGGACCGAACACAACGUGAGCUGGACCGAGAACGAACGAAACUAGAGAACCAAGAGAAGAAAUUGGUGCAGGACAUCAAGAAGAGUGCCAAGAACGGCCAGGUCGGCGCAUGCAAGAUUCAAGCGAAGGAUUUGGUUCGGACACGACGCUACAUUCAGAAGUUUUAUCAGAUGCGCACUCAAUUGCAGGCGAUUUCCUUGCGCAUUCAGACGGUUCGAAGCAACGAGCAAAUGAUGCAGUCGAUGAAGGGGGCUACAAUGCUACUGGGUAGUAUGAACCGACAGAUGAACCUCCCGGCAUUACAGCGCAUUGCCAUGGAAUUCGAACGAGAGAACGAAGUCAUGGAUGAACGACAAGAGAUGAUGGACGAUGCCAUUGAUGAAGCUACAGGAAUGGAAGGCGAAGAAGAAGAAGGCGAGGACAUUGUGAAGGAAGUUCUGGACGAGAUCGGUGUUGACCUGGGCCAGUCGCUCGGCGAGACUCCGUCCGACAUACAAAAAGAGACGGUUGGGGAAACCCGAGUUGCUCAAGCUGUUGGUGGCGGAGGCCAUGCAGAUGAUGACGAUGAUCUUCAAGCACGCCUGGACAGUCUUCGACGAUAA
This is a messenger RNA of Penicillium angulare, 675 nucleotides long. RefSeq names its product ESCRT-III subunit protein DID4. Lineage: Eukaryota; Fungi; Ascomycota; Eurotiomycetes; Eurotiales; Aspergillaceae. The record is from RefSeq and is a predicted model, not a curated record. The transcript is spliced from 5 exons. Gene Ontology annotation, biological process: late endosome to vacuole transport; protein transport; endosome transport via multivesicular body sorting pathway. The coding region runs from base 1 to 675 and encodes 224 amino acids. Gene Ontology annotation, cellular component: ESCRT III complex; multivesicular body.